AUGAAAAGCCACUCUGGCCGCACUCAAUACGAUUUGGUUCCAGCUCUAGUCGCCAUCUUUACUACUCGCAUCCUCCAAUUCCAUCAAGAACUGGUAUUCUAUCUCCCUGUUCUCGAUAUGGUAGUGGCAUCGUCUAACAAGGACAGGAUAGGACAUUCGUCAUCGAUGAUGAAGCAGAACGAAAUCUACGCCGCUCUCACCGAAGUCAAUGUAGCAGGAAUGUUCCACUGGAGCCUUUAUGUCGUCGAAGCCGACGGCAAACCAGGCUGGCAAGUCCACGCCACCAACAAAGACACCGAUGUAUGGCGGUUCGCGCAAGAUAGCUGGGACGGGCCCUCGUCCGAGGGUGCCAUCGCCUUCCUCAAGAUCGGCGAGAUCAUGGAAGGGCUAGACGUCUCUUGCCUCCUCGAAUACGUCCAGAACAUCCCCAUGGCCGUCCCACCCAGCCAAGAAGACAAGGAACCGGCAUUCACGUGUCGGGUUUGGUUCAAGGAGGCUGUUAGGAUUCUGAACGACUCGGGCUUGUUUGUGGAAUGUAUGGAUGUGGAUGCACUCGAAUAUGAGUUGGCACAGAGGGCUAUUGUGGCACAGUAUAGCAGGCAGUUGCCAGUUAUUGCUGUGGCGAAGAAUGCGAGGGCUUGGACAUAG
Coprinopsis cinerea okayama7#130 is the source of this 648-nucleotide messenger RNA. RefSeq lists its product as hypothetical. NCBI's taxonomy places the organism in Eukaryota, Fungi, Basidiomycota, Agaricomycetes, Agaricales, Psathyrellaceae. The transcript is spliced from 2 exons. The record is from RefSeq and is a predicted model, not a curated record. The coding region runs from base 1 to 648 and encodes 215 amino acids.